This is a messenger RNA of Hyla sarda, 2035 nucleotides long. It is a transcript of the gene CCNI2, whose product is annotated as cyclin I family member 2. Gene Ontology annotation, molecular function: cyclin-dependent protein serine/threonine kinase regulator activity. The record is from RefSeq and is a predicted model, not a curated record. Gene Ontology annotation, biological process: regulation of cyclin-dependent protein serine/threonine kinase activity; mitotic cell cycle phase transition. The coding region runs from base 392 to 874 and encodes 160 amino acids. The transcript is spliced from 5 exons. Gene Ontology annotation, cellular component: cytoplasm; cyclin-dependent protein kinase holoenzyme complex; nucleus. Lineage: Eukaryota; Metazoa; Chordata; Amphibia; Anura; Hylidae.
CAUGUGCACUGCCCUCUGCUCUGACGUCACCAGAGAGGCGCCGCCCAGGGAGUGGCUUGUGUCUUUCAAACACCCCGUAGUCUUACAACGGAGUAAACAAAAAAAGCUCCCCGGACUGGAGAGAGCUGUCCCCGGCCGUCUCUGAUGAGCCCCCGCAAACUGCGACUGUACCCCGCCUGCCACCGACCCCCUGAUAUGUGCCUGGGCUGCGGGGCGGCAGCUGUGCCCUACCUGGCCGCCCUGGAGGGGGGUCACCGUAUAAUGGACUGAAUAGGAUGGGCAGAGGAGGGGGCACUAUGGGCUACGUGAUCUGAGUCUAUAGCCGCACACAGCAGGUAGCCUUGGAGAGAUAUCUGUGCAUAAACUGGAUUGGGUGACAUCUGUGCCAGCAAUGAAGUGCACAGGACUGUCCGAGAGCCAACGCCUGGAAAUACUUCUGGACAAUGCACUUCUCAUAGAAGAUAGCAAAUGGAAAGUUCCCUGCUUUCUAGCCUCCACUAUCAAGGGCACAGAUAUCUCUCCGAUGCAAUAUGAACAGGCUGUGUUGUGGAUGGAAGAAUUGAAGUUGCGCUUCCAUUUCUACCCGGAAACAUUUGGCUUGGCAGUUAGCAUCCUAAAUCGCAUUUUAGCUUCAGUAAAGGUCCAGGUGAAAUAUCUUCAGUGUAUUGCCGUCACAUGCUUCUACCUUGCAGCCAAAACCAAUGAGGAAGAUGAGAUGAUACCAUCAGUGAAGAAGCUUGCAGUGCAGAGUGGCUGCAUGUAUUCCUCUGCGGAGAUCUUAAGGAUGGAGAGAAUCAUACUAGAUAAACUGCAGUGGGAUCUGUACACAUCCACACCGGUGGACUUCCUGAACACUGUAAGGAUAUGUUACUGAAAGAAGUAUGAUCGCGUACGAUAUACACAUUUUCACAAAUCCGCUACUGAUCUUCUAUAUUAAAGAAGCUAAGACUUACAAGUCACUGACUUAGUUGGACAAAAAUAAAACUUUCAUUUUUUUUAAUAAAAAAAAAUCUAUUCCGCUUUUUAAAUUUUCUAUUCCAUGAAAUAUUAACACGUUGAAAAAAUAUUUCUUACUCUGCUUUUUUUUUUCUUUCGAAUAACACUGUACAUACAAAGCUGUCUGGUUUCGAACACCUUGUAACCUGCCACCAAGAAGGCCUGAAGCUUAACGUAUCAUUGUACUGGCACUUGUAAUGUGUCUGUGACCGGUUUCUGCUGGAAAGUAACACAUUCGAGCAGAAUAAAUAUUCAGGUAUUAAGGCAAAACUGUAUUUAGAGGGAUUGGGCUCUGCUCCAGGCAGCAGAAUUUAGAGGAGUUUACUUGGUGCUCUGAGCAGGAGACAUGCUGGUAUGUGUAGUGCUGAAGCUCGGCCUGGUGGAAGUAUACCCUGAUCAAAGAACAUAGUUGUAAAGCUUAUACAUGGUCCCGACUUUAUAAUCCCUGUAUGUGUGUGCGUGUGCAUACAUUACAUAGUUGUAAUGUUGGAGGAAUGGGAAUCUCAUGUCUUUUCUGAUUAUUGGCUACAAUGAUGCAAGUCCUGCUCCGCUUAUGCUAAGAAGAAACUUGCCUUUAAAUCACGUCCCCACCCCCUUCUUAGGCAGUGAUUUUACUUACAAAAGUUUACUUCUGUAAUGGGAGAACUCUGAAACACAGUAUCUCUCAUUUCCAUCCUGAUCUACCAUUAUCCAUUGGGGACCAAAAGUGAAAAUGUACAGAUUUGGUGGGUUAAAUCGGAGCAUAAGCAAAGACCACGAAUGUAGCCAAAGAACAAAACACGUACAAUUGAUGGUGUUCAGAGAACAUUGUUGUUACAUUCAUUAGAAGCGUAAUAGUCCAAUGGGUAAUGACUGUGUAUGAACAUGUGACAAGUGGCCACAUUUCAGCCUUCCUGAUGUGAGCUGCAUUUUGCUUUUGCCAUGUUUGGUCAUCAUAAGUAAAACAUGAAGACGGUCGACCGAGACAUAAUAGACAUUUGCUUUUCUUUCCACAGUUCCAUGCCAUGGUGAUGUCCAACUGGCCUCAUCUCUUCGGUGG